AUGGAACCAGGAUCAGCUCGCCACCUUCCUCAACCCAAGAACUACCAGCCAGUCGCGCGCUCCCAGCUCAAAGUGGGUCGCGACCUCGCUUCCACUCCAGCUCAACCAGGACAUCUGGAUCGAGAUCGAUCCUCAGCCGCAGAUGGAAAGAGGCGCGAGCUUGACCCACAAGACGUCCUCCGACCAGCUCGUCUGCGAAGAGACGAGAUAUUCCCCUCUGUUGUAGCUGUCGAUGCUGUCUCAGAUGAGAGCUUUCAAGACGGUUCGGGACGUACCCUCACCAUCGUGUUCGAGAAAGCCGAUGGGACCGAGUCCAACGUCACCCUGACCCCACCCAGCCGACGCUGGGGACAGACAGCCACGUUCCUGCCCGCACACAACGUUGUGCUGGUCGUGGGUGGUCAGACGAGCAUCUCUGGCGACAUCACCAACGACGUCUAUGCUCUCGAUGCGUCGCAGCUGACCCCUUCCGGUCAGAACACCACUGCCAGCUCUCAAUCUUGGCAGAGACUCUCUUCGGAGGGCCUGCCAGCACAUGCUUUUGCCGCAGCCACCUCGGCUGUUGAUAUCACUGAUGGUUCCGAGAAGCUCUGGAUCGUCGGUGGCGUCACGCAGAACUGCGCUCAGGACGCUCCCGCCUACGUUUGGUCCGCGCCCGUCGGCAACAUCACUGCCGGCAAGUGGACCGCAGUCUACACCGACGACGGCGUCACACCCAGCCGUCGUCGCGGCGCAAAGGCGGUCACGAUCACCUCUGCGAACGCGACCUCAGUCAUGGUUUCCGGUGGUACCUUCGACGCAUCGACCUGCGCGACGACUUCCGGCACCUACGCUGGCGUUGACAUGUGGACCGAGUCAUCCGCCAUGGCUUCAGCGUCCACCUUGGUCUCGGCGUCUGCAGAGACUGCCCACGUCGGCAUCGACAUUACCGGAUCGGCUUACGCCUCGGUGCAGUCGCUUGCCCUCGACUCGCGCAUGCGCGACUUUUCGCUCACUGACUACACCACCGUUGUGCUUCCCGCCAACGGCACGUGCGGUGAAAAGGUCCUCUUCCUCGGAGGCAAGAGUCAGGCUGGCCAGAUGGCCCCUCUCGACCGCUUCUGGGCACUCGACAUGGCCACUGGCGACUGGGAGCACUGGAAUGCCACUGGCCUCAUUCCAGCCGGACGCAUGGGUCACACUGCCGUCGUGACCCCCGACGGAAAAGUCAUCAUUCACGGCGGAUACCUCGAAGACCCCUCCGAGUUCACCACGGAAAACGACCCCAUCAACGAGGUGUUUAUUCUGGACCCACACCAGUCGCCUGCUCGCUGGGAUGCUGCUGUGUGGACGUCCGAGUCGUCUGCCCCUCCCGCCCUCGCUUUCCACUCCGCGGUCAUGGCAUCCGACGUGAUGGUGACCUCGUUCGGCAAGCUCAGCGAUGGACCUUUGUCCGACUACUCUUCUCAGAGCUUUAUUGCAUCGGGUCAGAGUGCUGCAUCGCCAGUCCACUUUCUCGACACUGCAACCUUGUCCAACGCUGGCGGUCUGACGUGGUCCACCUCGGCAGCGGGUGUUGCAGAGGCACGUCAGGCAGUCGCGAACACCGUUGCGGCCGGCCAGGUGUCCGCUCCCGCUCAAUCUGAGGCGGUUCCCGCCCAGCAGGCUCCUGCUGCUCCCGUGGUCGCAACCGAGCCAGUCCAGCCUGCGGCUGUCACUGCACCGUCAGAGGAAGCCAAGCCCGAAGCUGCUGCCCCAACUCCGCCUGCGGCCCCCUCUGAUGAUGGUGACAGCGCUCGUCAGAAGGACGGCGCCUCGGAUGCCGGUGCCAACUCGAACCACACUGGCGCCAUUGCAGGCUCACUCCUUGGUGCUGCUGCCGUGGCCGCUGCAAUCGGUGGAAUCUACGCGUACCGCAAGCGCAAGGAGGCCGCUGCCUACAACCUCGGCCGUGACGCCGGCAACCGUGAUGCCGAAGCGGAUCUUGCCCGCUUCCACGGAGAUGAGGAAAAGCGAGACCGCGCACCGCCCGUCUCGAACCUGUACCUUCGCGGCGAUGGUGCCGAGGCUGCUGCAGCCGGGGGAGCUGGCUGGAGUGCGCGUCUGAAGCGAGCUGCCAGCACGCUGACUCGCUCCAAGCCCGAGGCUGGCGCUGCUGACGACAAGUACACCUCGACUCCAAAGCCGCUCAUGACGCUUGGCAACAUCGCGCCUCGCCGUAAUGCAGGAGCCGCCGAGCAGCAGCGCGAACCGGUAGCGAAGCGCGAUCUGCCUGAUCACUUUAUCACGCAGCUUGCUGACGAUGAGUCGCCGUUCGUGUUUGGCGACAACGAGCCGUUGGGCCGCGGCGAGCUGCUCAUGCCAACCGACGAUGGUCGUGGCGAGCUCAAGCUUCUUCACACCAACACGUCGCACGCAUCCCUUGCCACCGUCGGCACGAUCGAGUCGAAUGCCGCUGCCUCGCACUUCUCGUACCCGUACCUCUCGGGUAUGCACCGCGGAUCUUCGCCGCGCUCGUACAACAGCGAGCACACGACUGGAGGUGUCCAGCGUGUGCGCGUCAUCCUUGGCACCCCAGAGAGCUGCUACGACAAGAUGCACAUGUCGCCCGGUGAUGUCGUCAGCCCCUACCACCUCCCGCGCAACCCUCACGCCAGCCCUGAAAGCCUCUUCCUCAACUUCGACCUGGACCACGCCCAUGACGACGACCUCGACACCAACGUCGCUGUCGACGGUGUCUCGGUCGCUCCUCAGGACAUCAAGACCCCCGUCUUCCUCUGGGACACCCCGGCUAUCACCGCUCCGGCUCCGGCCAAGAUCGUCGAGCCUACGGGCAACGGCCGCACCAUGUCCAUGCUGCGUGCUCAGCCCACGAGCCUCCACGUGACCAACGCCUGGUAG
Molecule: messenger RNA, 2880 nt
Organism: Moesziomyces antarcticus
Lineage: Eukaryota; Fungi; Basidiomycota; Ustilaginomycetes; Ustilaginales; Ustilaginaceae
Exons: 1
Coding region: 1-2880 (959 amino acids)
Molecular function (GO): protein binding
Source: RefSeq, a predicted model, not a curated record